AUGUUUCCUUCGUCCGACAACUCCUUCUCAGCGUCAACGCUUUUCUCAGCGUACGCAUCCCUUACCGGAUUCCUGAUGCUCUUCCGAUCAGUGCUAAACGACUUCGUCCCGGAGCAGCUCCGAUCCUACUUCUCCCGCUUACUCGACCGGUUCUUCACCCCAAAAUCAAAGUACCUGACGGUUACCAUCGACGAGAACUUCAAAUACAAAAUGAACCAAGUCUUCGAGGCGGCGGAGAUGUACCUCCGCAACAAGAUCGGUCCAGAGACGGAGCGGUUACGCGUCGGCAAAACCCCGAAGCAAAACCACUUCACCGUCACGAUCGAGAAAGGAGAAGCGAUCUUGGAUACGUUCGAGAACUCCGACGUGAAAUGGCGCUACGUUCAGACGGAGAACGAUAAAGGUGACAAAGUGAAACGGUACUACGAGCUCACGUUCGAGAAGAAGCUUAGAGAGAAAUUCAUGGGCCCUUAUUUGGGCCACGUUGUUGCGACCUCAGAAGAGAUCAAGAAGAGUCUGAGAGUGGUGAAGCUUUAUAGCCAAGAUGUGGACGAGAGUGAUGACGACGAUGGUUCUGCUGGUGGGAGUUGGGGUUGUAUCAGUCUCGAGCAUCCUUCGACGUUCGAAACCUUGGCGAUGGAUCCAAGUGCGAAGAAGAAGAUAAUCGAUGACCUGGAGAGGUUUCUUAAGAGGAAAGAGUUUUACAAGAGAGUUGGUAAGGCAUGGAAACGAGGUUACUUGUUGUAUGGGCCACCCGGUACCGGUAAAUCUAGCUUGAUAGCAGCGAUGGCUAACUACCUAAAGUUUGACGUGUUUGAUCUUGAUCUUAGUAGCAUUUAUGACAAUGCUGGACUGAAGAGGGUUUUGUUAUCCACCACGAAUCGUUCGAUUUUGGUGAUUGAGGAUAUUGAUUGCAAUGCUGAGGUUGGAGACAGGAAAUUUGAGAAACAAAAAGAUGAAAAGGAUUAUCGAAGGGUGAGAUCUUUUGUGAAUGUUUUGUCUUUAGUUUCGAAAUGUACUUAUUGUGGUAUUGUAUUUGUGCAGGUGACGUUAUCCGGGGUUCUGAAUCUUAUUGAUGGGCUAUGGUCGAGUUUUGGGGAUGAGAGAAUCAUUGUGUUCACGACUAAUCACAAAGAACGGCUUGAUCCUGCGUUGUUGCGUCCAGGAAGAAUGGAUAUGCAUAUCCAUAUGUCGUAUUGUACUGGUUCGGGAUUUAGGGUAUUGGUUUCUAAUUACCUUGGUUUAGAUGGCUUGAACCAUCCUCUAUGUGAAGAAAUCGAGAAGUUGAUAGAUUCUACGGAGGUUACUCCUGCUGAGUUAGCUGAGGAGUUGAUGCAAGAGGAUGAUACUGAUGUUGUUCUUCGUGGAGUAGUUAGCUUUGUUGAGAAGAGGAAGGUCGAGAGAAGCAAGGCCAAAGAAGAUGACAAUAAACAGAGUGAUUCUGGGACUGGUCAGAAGAAGAAGAAAAGUGGUAAACGAAAAGGGAAAGGGACAUGA
Messenger RNA from Eruca vesicaria subsp. sativa (arugula), 1497 nucleotides. The record is from the annotation of a GenBank genome assembly. Lineage: Eukaryota; Viridiplantae; Streptophyta; Magnoliopsida; Brassicales; Brassicaceae.